Molecule: messenger RNA, 1068 nt
Organism: Nematocida major
Lineage: Eukaryota; Fungi; Microsporidia
Exons: 1
Coding region: 1-1068 (355 amino acids)
Source: RefSeq, a predicted model, not a curated record
AUGCAAUCAUCAGUGAUUUACAGCAUAUUUAUAAAUAGAGGCGCUGCUGAUGCCAAAAUGAAACUGUAUACUUUGUGCUUUCCGGGUCUUCUGGGGCUACUGCUUGCUGCUAUAGGAGUUGCAGCAGGCGACCAAGUUCAUGCGGGUGGCUUGGUCAGAAAAAGGAACUACGACCCCUCUCUAGACCCAAACCCCAAAGACACAAUUGGGGCACUUCUUAUUAAAAUACUGCAUUCUGUGGAGUCUGAGAAAUCAUUGACCAAAGUUAUGCGGGCACUAGAAGAAAAAGCCGAGAAUAUUGAGUGCGCAAAAGUAACGUAUGAAAUGCGCCAGAAUGCGUGUGAGGUGCUGAAGGAGCUGAGGCGCCCCGUUAGGUUUUCAAAGACCUGGUAUGACUGCAUAGAUAGCAGAAGUCUCUACAAAAGGCGCUUUGACUUUGUUUCCAGCCGGAUGCAGAGAAGGGACUUGGCUAAUGAGUGGAUAAAAAGCGUCCAACCGCCUGAACGGCUGGAAGUUCGGGUUAUAAUGGGAAUACACAAAGCCGAAAUCAAUGCGGAAAACAGGCGCCUAGAGUUGUUUAUAGAGCCCCCGCACCCGAAGCACCAAGUGUGCAUGCAUUUGGAAAAGCUCUUCAGCAGUGUUAUGGAAAGCCUCUGUCUGUCGCAAUCUGGCCGCAUAGAAGAGCACAGCGCCUUUGUGCGUGAUGUCUGGUGCGAAGCAUUUAGCAUCUUCCUGCACAGGUUUAAGGUAGGCUAUCCAGACCCUGCGAGUGACCCGAGUAAAGCAGCACAGCACGUUGAAAAAUGCAUUGUGGAUCUGAAGGAGGCUCUUGUCCCCAUCUACAUGAAGGAUUACAACUCAAAUGGCACACCCGUAGACAUGACUGAGGAGGAGGCUGAAAACCACGCGCAAAACGUCAAGCGCAUAAGAAACUUCGUAGAGAUGACCGAGCUCUCCGUUCGGUGCAAUACCUUCUUCAUCCACCAAAGGUACAACUACCUGUUCUUGAUUAAGAAAGUGCUUAUGGUGAGCCUAAGAACCCCCUACGCAGCCACCUACAUAGAAUAA